AUGGAUCGCAUAGAAAAUGCGUUUCAGCAGGCCGCUGCAUUUGCUGAUGCAUUUGAGCAUGAGCAAGCAAUAAAGGCUUUGAUAGAUGGCGGGGGUCUUGGUCCGUUGCUAGGAAAAGGCGCCGAUCUUAUACCACAUCUGCCCACCCUUCAUCUUUUUGCAAGUAUAAGUCUAGAGCUGGAUGAUGCAUAUGAGUUGGCUAUUGAAGCCUUUCCAAAUGAGCGUGGUAGCUAUGUCUUUCUUGCACCACUGCUUAGCGAUCCACGAGAUGCACUUGAGCUUUACACAAAGGCUCUUUCCCUCAAAGAAGCGACUGAAAGCCCAUCAUUAAAUGAUCCUUCUGAAAAACAACGCUUCGUUCAAGGAUCACACCCAACCACAGCUCAGAUCCACUGUGCAAUUGCCGAACUCUGGAUCACCGACCUGUGCAACGAACAGGACGCGGAUGCGAUUGCCACUGAGCAUCUUGCAUUGGCAGCGAUGGAAGAUCCUCUCUCCGCCGAAGUUGCGUAUCUUCAGGCACAGCUCUUUCUCAAUCAGUCGAAUAAGAUGGCUGCUCAGGUAGCUUUUGAGCGUGCCCUUUCCCUUCUUCCCAUAAAUAAUGAUCAAGAAUUGGAAAUAGAAGAGAAUCAGAUGCCGUCCAUGGAGCUAGUGCUUCAAAUAGCCAAGCUUGGCAUUGAGCUUGAGGCAUAUCGGCAAUCUAUUCCUCUUCUAGAAUGGUCUUUGGAGCUGCAAGAUGAUCUACCUGACCUUCAUUAUCUACUUGGCCUUGCCCUUCUCUCUUUACCGAUGGAGGAUGAGGAACGAGUGCUACUCGGACGGGAGCAUUUACUCGCAGCGAAAAAGGCCAAUAUUGAAGAAGCACACGAAGAGCCUUCAGCCCUUGACGGCUCCACUGUUGAGACGGCAUCAUUCGAAGAUAUGUUGGCACACAUUGAGGAGCUUCUGGCCGCUUCCGAUUAA
Messenger RNA from Mitosporidium daphniae, 963 nucleotides. RefSeq lists its product as uncharacterized. Lineage: Eukaryota; Fungi; Microsporidia. Gene Ontology annotation, molecular function: protein binding. The record is from RefSeq and is a predicted model, not a curated record. The transcript is spliced from 3 exons. The coding region runs from base 1 to 963 and encodes 320 amino acids.